Rotaria sp. Silwood1 is the source of this 2430-nucleotide messenger RNA. The record is from the annotation of a GenBank genome assembly. Lineage: Eukaryota; Metazoa; Rotifera; Eurotatoria; Philodinida; Philodinidae.
AUGGAUACCAAACCAACUAGUCAAAUCAAUGCUAAACUAUUUCAUCUUAUUGGUCCUUUCUUUCAGUCAUUUGCAGAAGCUCGAGGUGCAGCAUCAUCGGUAAUUCGGCUUAUUGAAGAGGGAAAUGACAUAACUAUCAAUGAAACUGAUGUAUUGAAAGAGGAUACAGAAUCAAUGUAUAAUAUCAAUGGUGACAUUCAAUUUGACAAUGUCAACUUUAUGUAUCCAUCUCGAAAAGGUGCACCAGUUCUUCGUAAUCUUUCACUCAUCGCUCGUGCUGGUCAGACAACAGCUCUUGUAGGUUCAAGUGGCUGUGGAAAAAGUACAUGUAUAUCAUUAUUUCUUCGUUACUAUGAACCUUCAUCUGGUCGAAUAACAAUUGAUAGUCGACCAAUAACAAACUACAAUGUCCAACAACUUCGACAAACCAUUGGAGUUGUCAAUCAAGAACCUAUUUUAUUCGGUAUGAGUAUUUAUGAAAAUAUUCGUUUUGGUAAAGUAAAUGCAACACGAGAAGAAAUUGAACAAGCUGCACGAGAUGCAAAUGCACAUCAUUUCAUCAUGCAAUUACCAAAUAAAUAUGAAACACUUGUUGGUGAACGGGGUAUGCAGUUGAGUGGUGGUGAAAAACAACGUAUUGCAUUAGCUCGUGCUCUUGUCAAGCAACCUACAUUUCUUUUAUUGGAUGAAGCAACAAGUGCACUUGAUAAUAUUAGCGAAAAAAUUGUUCAAGACGCUCUUGAUCGAGCAUGCAAAGGUCGUACAACAAUUGUUAUUGCUCAUCGUUUGAGUACAAUUCAAAAUGCUGAUCAAAUAUAUGUAUUAGAUAAUGGAAAUGUGAUUGAGCAAGGUACACAUGAAACAUUGAUGGCAAAAGAAGGAGGCAAAUAUCAAUCAAUGGUCAAACGUCAACAAAUGGAAAGAUUCGAUGAUGAUAAAGAUGAUAUGAUGAGCAUAGAAAAAGCAACAAAAGAAGAGGAAAAGUCUAUAUUAGAACGCUCUUGUUUGUUUAGUGAUAGUCAAAUUGUUGGUGUGAACCAACAAAGUUCAAAAUCAUUCACACAAAGAUUUGUCCUUUGGAGACUCUUAUCAAUGAAUAGUCCUGAAUGGAUCACUAUCUUGAUUGGUUGUAUAGCUUGUAUACUUAAUGGAGCAGGUCAACCAUUGUUUGCAUUUUUAGUUACCAAAAUGGUUGAUGCAUUCAAAUAUUGUUCAAACUCUGAACGACGUACUCAUGUGUUGAUAACUUGCUUUAUUUUUUUACUUUUUGGUGUUGCUCUUUUGGUUGUUCGUUUCGUCCAGUAUACGGCUUUUGCCAUAUCAGGAUCGAAAUUGACACAACGUAUUCGUUCGAAAGCUUUUGCAUGUCUUCUUAGUCAAGAGAUUGCUUAUUUCGAUCAACCUGAAAAUAGUUCUGGUGCAAUAUGUACUCGUCUUUCUUCUGAUGCAUUGUCGAUUCAAGAAAUGAGUGGUACACGAUUAGGAGCCAUCUGUCAAGCUAUUGGACUUUCACUUUUCGGAAUGUUAUUUGGAUUUUUAAUAAGUUGGCAAUUAACAAUUAUCGUUUUGGCUCCUCUUUUUCUCCUAUCUAUAGUCACCUAUAAGAAUGUACGCUCACAUAAACGGCUGAAACAAGAAUUUGACCGUAUUAUCGAAAGAGCAAGCACAGAUGAGUUUCGUGGAGAAAUAAAAUUUGAUCAAGUCAAAUUUAUCUAUCCUACUCGACCAACAUCAAUUAUUCUCAAUAAACUUCAAUUGAAUAUUAGAUCAGGUCAACGUGUGGCUCUUGUUGGUAUGUUAGAAUUAAAUGUUUCUAUUGAAUGCUCAUUAGGUAAUAUAAUUCGUACAGGUACAUCCGGAUGUGGAAAAACAACGUUUCUUGAUGAUAUUGAUAUUCGACAACUAAAUUUACAAUGGGUUCGUUCUCAAUUUGGUCUUGUUAGUCAAGAACCAAUCUUAUUCGAUUUAACAAUUGCUGAAAAUAUAACAUAUGGCUUAGAAAAUGUUUCAAUCGAAGAUAUUAUCAAUGCAGCAAAGAGAGCUAAUAUUCAUCACUUUAUAGAUCAAUUGCCUCAGGGUUAUGAAACAAGAGUAGGGUUGAAGGGUAGUUUUCUAUCAGGUGGUGAGAAGCAACGUAUUGCUAUUGCUCGAGUUCUUAUUCGUCGACCUAAAGUAUUACUCUUAGAUGAAGCUACAAGUGCCAUGGAUUCCCAUAAUGAACAGCUUGUACAAGAAGCUCUUGAGCAAGCUCAAACAGAAGAUUCUAGUCGAACAUCAUUGAUUAUUGCUCAUCGUCUUUCAACUAUUCGUUCAUGUGAUUUGAUUUGUGUACUUGAUGGAGGGCAUAUAGUAGAAAGUGGUACUCAUACAGAAUUGAUACAACGACGUGGAAUUUAUUAUAAAAUGCUUGCUCAAAACAACUUACAAUAA